AUGAAUGACAGCCUAUUUGUCAGUUUGGACAGGCUUUUGCUAGAAUUUGUUUUCCAGUAUGAGCAAGAUAUAAGUACUAAAGAAGAUAUGAUUCAACGGAUUAACAAAUGCUUCGAAGAUAUUAAAGAAAACAAGGCAGCUAUUUGUAAGAUACAUGAAACUAUAAAUACGACAGAUGAGGAAAUUGGUCAUUACUGUAAACAUAGUGAGGAGAUCAAAGACAACUGUAGUAACUGGAAGCCAACAUGUGAUGUUUUUCAUAAACAUGAAGACUAUAUGCAGGACCAAUUUACUGUUUAUCAAGAAACUAGUGAAAAAGACAAAAAAAUGUAUCAUGAUUAUGUAUGUCAGUAUAAAGAUGUUUUGAAGCAAUAUCAACUAAAAUACUCAGAAACACCUCUUUCACAUGUAUAUUAUGAGAAGAAAAAAGAACAUGAAGAAAUUCAGAAUAGAGUGUUGGCAUGUACUGAACAACUAAAAAUGAAUGAAGCUAUCUUUAUGGAACUUCUAGUACCUGCUCCUUUUCCAUCACUUACUAAAUGGACAUUACAUAUGGUUAAUGUGAGAUGUAAAACACAAAAUAUUCUUAAACAUGCCAGAAGUUUUUCCAAAAGUUCAUCUGAAUUGAAGAAAGAAGUAGAUGAAGUGGAAAUAGAAAUUAAUUAUUUAAACCAGCAGAUUGCAAGACUUCAUGAAACUAAGAAUCUUGCAGAAACUCUGGAAGAAAAAAAUAAAAAUAAGGAAAAGAGAAAGGAAUUGAAAGAAAGAAUUUUUGAAAAAGAUGAACAACAUGUACUUAUAUUGAAUAAAGCCCCUCAAAACAGUCGAUUAUUUCUUCCAUAUGAAUCUGAGAAAGUCAGACCAAUGAAAAUGCAUUCUUCAGAGGCAAGAGUUGUAGAUAAAAAAGAAGAAAGUUCUGUGAAACAGUCAAAGCUUGCCAAUAUUGACUUUAGGCAGAAAGGAAACAACAUGCAGGUACUUAAUGACUCUACUGUGAGUAAACAUUCAAAAUGCUCAAAUGCCGUGGCUAUUAAAAAUUCACAAAAUACGAUGCAUUUCAGAUUGUUAGCCCCACAGGAACAAUCAAAUUGCAAUCAAUGGUUUGAAAAAGGGAAUACAGGUAGAGUUAUAUGCGCAGAACGUUUUGGGAAGCCAAUAGAAGAUAAUAGUGAUGAAGUAGAAGAAAGGACCGAGAAUUUUCCACGAACUCCUGAAAUUCCUUUAUUUUUAAGAACUCCUGAAGCUGUGAAAACACCUGAACCUUUGGAGAAAUCAUUGUUUCCUAAAACCCCCUCUUUUGAAAUUAACAGAAAUAGAAAUAUAACGCCUGAAGGUCAAACACAAAAGGAAUCCCCUGGAUUUUCUUUUCUUAUGAAUUAUACUUCUAGAUCUCCUGGAUUGAAUCUAUUUGAUUCUACAUUUGAUUCAGAAAUCUCAUCAGAUCAGUUUAAUGAACAUUAUUCUGCGGGAAAUUUAAAUCCUCUUUCAUCACAACAAGAAAUUGGAAACUUAUUUGGGAAACCAGAAGGAGAAGAUGCCUUUACAUUUUCUUUUUCAUCAGACUCUUCAACUCAUACAUUUGGAACUGGAAAAGAUGAUUUUAGUUUUCCAUUUUCAUUUGAACAGGAUCAAAACUCAACACCUUCUUCUGUAAAAGGUUUUUCAUCUUCCUCACAAAAUACAACGCAAUUUACCUUUUUUUGA
Molecule: messenger RNA, 1704 nt
Organism: Puma concolor (puma)
Lineage: Eukaryota; Metazoa; Chordata; Mammalia; Carnivora; Felidae
Source: RefSeq, a predicted model, not a curated record